Messenger RNA from Monoraphidium neglectum, 462 nucleotides. RefSeq lists its product as hypothetical. Bases 1 to 462 code for a protein of 153 amino acids. Lineage: Eukaryota; Viridiplantae; Chlorophyta; Chlorophyceae; Sphaeropleales; Selenastraceae. The record is from RefSeq and is a predicted model, not a curated record. The transcript has a single exon.
AUGGCUGACAGCAUGGCCGCGCUCGCAAAGCAGGCGGACAGGAUGCGGGCGGCGGCGGCGGCGGCGCGGCAGGAGAAGGGGCAGCAGCAGAAGCAGCAGCAGCGGCGCCAACAGCAGGAGCAGCAGCAGCAGGAGCAGGAGCAGCAGCAGCAGCAGCAGCAGCAAGGAGGGCUCGGGAGUCUUGAGGAGGACGGGCAGGCGUCUGACCGCCAGGCUGCGGCUGCGGCGGGGGAGGGGCGGCAGCCUGAUGGAGCGCAGGGUUUAGGCGAGAACAAUCCUAGCAGCAAUGGGGGCGGCGGCGUCAGCAGCAGCGGCGGCGGCGCCGAACAGGCGCCGGCCCCGGCGGCGGCGCCGGCCGACCCCAGGGCAGCGGCGGCGGCGCGCCUGCUGCAGCAGCCGCUGCGGCCGAGCGCGGCGCAGCCUGCGCUGCAGCGGCCCAAGCGGCCUGCGCCGCCGCGGUAG